This is a messenger RNA of Meloidogyne enterolobii, 335 nucleotides long. The record is from the annotation of a GenBank genome assembly. Lineage: Eukaryota; Metazoa; Nematoda; Chromadorea; Rhabditida; Meloidogynidae.
UUUAAAUGGUCAACGUUCCAAAGGCUCGUAGAACUUUUUGUCCUGGCAAGUGCCGCAAACACACUGGGCAUAAAGUAACGCAAUACAAAAAAGGAAAAGAAUCGAAGUUUGCGCAAGGUCGACGACGUUAUGACAGCAAACAGAAAGGUUUUGGAGGACAGACUAAGCCAAUUUUCCGCAAGAAGGCCAAAACUACAAAGAAAAUUGUGUUGCGAAUGGAGUGUGUUGAGUGUAAGCACCGCAUUCAAAAAGCAAUCAAACGCUGCAAGCACUUUGAAUUGGGUGGACAAAAGAAGUCGAGAGGACAAGUUAUUCAGUUUUAGAUAAAUUGCUGA